UUGUGAAGUCCUUCACUGCGUGGAAUGGCUCAGAAGCCAAUGCUUACACACUGAUGGAUCUGCCUCUUAGAUCCCCAACAAAGAUGACAGUGCAAGAUGUUCCUGGUGUCUUUCCUACAGUGGAUGUCCCAGAUCACGCUCAUUAUACRAUUGGAGUAGUCAUUCUUAUAGUGGGGAUCACAGGAACUCUGGGUAAUUUCCUGGUCUUCUAUGCUUUCUGCAGGAGUAGGAGCCUUCAGACUCCAGCCAACAUACUCAUCAUCAAUCUAGCUAUUAGUGACUUCCUGAUGUCCAUUACACAGUCUCCAGUUUUUUUCACCAACAGCCUCUACAAACGCUGGAUUUUUGGUGAGAAAGGCUGUGAGCUGUAUGCCUUCUGCGGAGCUCUUUUUGGCAUUACAUCUAUGAUCACUUUGAUGGUGAUUGCCUUGGACAGAUAUUUUGUCAUCACAAAACCUCUGGCUUCUGUUGGAGUGACAUCUAAGAAGAAGGCCCUAAUAAUCCUGAUAGGAGUCUGGCUGUAUUCUUUGGCUUGGAGUCUCCCACCCUUCUUUGGAUGGAGUGCAUAUGUUCCUGAGGGUUUGCUGACUUCCUGCUCCUGGGACUACAUGACUUUCACACCAUCAGUCCGUGCCUACACGAUGUUGCUUUUCUGCUUUGUCUUUUUCAUUCCUUUGAUUGCCAUCAUAUACAGCUAUGUCUUUAUAUUUGAAGCUAUCAGGAAGGCCAACAAGUCUAUUCAGACAUUUGGAUGCAAACRUGGAAAUAAAGAGUUCCAGAAACAGUAUCAGAGGAUGAAAAAUGAGUGGAAGAUGGCCAAAAUUGCACUGAUUGUCAUCUUGUUUUUUGUUAUUUCCUGGUCACCAUACUCUGUUGUUGCUCUGGUAGCUUUUGCUGGAUAUUCCCACGUCCUAACACCCUYCAUGAACUCCAUACCAGCUGUGAUUGCCAAAGCUUCUGUCAUCCAUAACCCCAUCAUUUAUGCCAUCACUCACCCCAAAUACAGAAGAGCCAUUGCAACACAUGUUCCUUGCCUUGGAUCGCUACUGAGAGUUUCUCCUAAAGACUCACGGUCCUUCAGCAGUUACCACUCCUCCAGACGAGCAACCGUAACCAGCCAGUCUUCUGACAUAAGUGGGCUGCACAAAGGAAAAAGGAGACUAUCUUCUCUCUCUGACAGUGAAUCAGGCUGUACUGAAAUAGAAACUGAUACUCCCAGUAUGGUCUCCAGACUUGCCAGAAGACAAAUUUCCUAUGAAACGGAUAAAGACACAACUCAGACUAGUGAUAUAGGAGCCAAACUGACAAGCCAGGAUUCUGGGAAUUGUGAGAAGACAGCUGUAGAUGCUGAUGAUAUAUUGAUGGUGGAAUUGAAUGUCACAGAGUGCAUGGCUACAUCUACUAAAGGUGASAGCCUGAACAGUAUUGGACAAAGAAAAGGAGAGUCUCACCAGGGACCAGCUUCAGCCCAGAUACCCAGUAUUAYAAUAACAUGCAGCAAUGUCCAAGGAGUAGAGCUGCCUUCUAGAUACAACUCUGGUUUCCUGUACCCUAAAUCCAACAGUCACAAGCAGAACAAGAAGUCCAGCASUUAAAUGAGUGGUGCCAGAAUAUCAUCUUAGUCAACAGCUCUGGAUCAGCUGUGGACUGGCUGAAUCCAGAAUACCUUUCUUGACUGGUCUGAAAYGCUCCUACAAAGACUCAGCACAAGACAAGCAAGGAUAGAAGCAUGAGGAGUGAUCUUUUCAACAUCAGAACUCUCUCCAGUGGAUCACAUCUUGAUCUGAGUCUCAUUGUAAUUUUAAUAGUUCUUCUUCAUGCAACUCAUGAAACAAUUUCUUUUGUUUGGAUUUUACUCUGCUUAUAUAUAUUCCUACCACUAUACAGACCUCAACCAAGAAGYCUCCUAAGAUUAACCUGAGAGGGAAGGGAAGUACGAUAUUCCAAACUGGCUUUGUUYACUUAGUGUAUUAACUUCAAAGCUAUUACGGAGCUAAAGCUGAGAAAUUUGGGUGGAGAUGUACAUUACUUCCUGGGGAUUGUUUCUUCAUUAUUGUGAAGUUUCUCGACCAAAUGUAAACUUAAUUACACAGUCAGUGCUCCCUUCUUUCAUUAACGACAUGUUUUUUCCCAUUUUCUUCUACAACCCCAUGAAAGGCAAUGCACUUCAGCAGUAAUUUGAAGUCUCAGAUCUUUAAUUUCUGAGACUGUGGGAAGAGAAAGGAAUAACACUUGAGGACGAGGCUAUGCUCCUUUCCAUACUUAGCCUCUUUUCUAAUAGUGGCUUAAGACAUGAUUUUAACCCAUUCUCAGCUAACUUCCCCAGAGCUAUAAGAGAUUAUUAUGAAAUUCCUUCUGACUUUCCUUUAGCAGGUUUCAUGAGAAGAAUGCAGAAUACAAAGCAAUGUUUGUACUGAAAUG
Malurus melanocephalus (red-backed fairy wren) is the source of this 2421-nucleotide messenger RNA. RefSeq names its product opsin 4 (gene OPN4). The transcript has 11 exons. The coding region runs from base 54 to 1595 and encodes 513 amino acids. Gene Ontology annotation, cellular component: membrane. NCBI's taxonomy places the organism in Eukaryota, Metazoa, Chordata, Aves, Passeriformes, Maluridae. The record is from RefSeq and is a predicted model, not a curated record. Gene Ontology annotation, biological process: visual perception; G protein-coupled receptor signaling pathway. Gene Ontology annotation, molecular function: G protein-coupled receptor activity.